This is a messenger RNA of Melampsora larici-populina 98AG31, 547 nucleotides long. RefSeq lists its product as uncharacterized. The annotation marks the transcript as partial. Lineage: Eukaryota; Fungi; Basidiomycota; Pucciniomycetes; Pucciniales; Melampsoraceae. The record is from RefSeq and is a predicted model, not a curated record. The transcript is spliced from 2 exons.
AUGAGAAACCGGGCUACUAGAACACCUCCAAUCAAAUAUCAAACUGGGCAAUCACCAUUUCUCGACCACCACAUCAAGCUUCAACAAUCAAAUCUCCUUUGGAACGAACCAACGUUUCUAUCCCUUCCGCAUUGGGAAGAUCAAACGUUCAAUUUUGAAGGUGACUAGCCAACGUGAAUCGCCUAAAGAUGAUCCAACUGUCUUUCUUUCCAAGCACCGCAACGCAGCAAUGCUUGAUAGCACCAAAUUACCCACCUGGAUCAAAAGGGACCCAAUUCAAUAUGUGGAUUGAACAAAAAUGAUAUGCAGUUUUUGGUGUUGUAUACUUUUCUCUUGGUCUCAAUUCACCAUCUCAUGUUUGUUGAUUGAUGAGUUGUUGUGGUUUGUGUUGUGUAAAUUUUGUCUUAGUCUUAAAUUCUCACACUCGUUGCUCAUGUCUCCCUCUUUUUGUAUGAUUACUUCCUCUUACUUACUCUAACACUUUUUUUUAUUUCUAUCGAGCUGUUUUAUGUGUUUGGUUUUGAAAUCCAAAAGUUAUUGAUCUCUG